AUGUUACAGAAACUGCAGGCUACUGAUUGGUUUCCUGUCCUUGCUGAAAAUGAUAUCAACAUCGCUAUUGACAAGUUUUAUUGUAUCGUCCAUGAAGAGUUCAAGAACAGCUUUCCCUCUAUACGGGUAAAAAUGUCAUCGAAAGACCCUUUCUUUAUGUCGCCUUUGUUAAAAAAUCUUCUGUCUAAAAGGAAUAAGCUUCUGAGGAAAGGGAUGGUACAGGAGGCUGGUUUCUUGCAACCGAGAAUUAUCCAGCUUAUUAAAGAGAAUCAGUUGAAUCUGACUAAGGUUAACAAGCAAAACAUGACAUGGGCAGCAAAUCUUGGCGGGAGGUGA
This is a messenger RNA of Porites evermanni, 336 nucleotides long. Lineage: Eukaryota; Metazoa; Cnidaria; Anthozoa; Scleractinia; Poritidae. The record is from the annotation of a GenBank genome assembly.